CUAGCGGCCUUUUCUACUUUUGUUUCCACAAUCAUAUCAUCCCUCUUGCACUCACAUCAACUUUCUCACCCCCUUACGUAAAUUCACAUCAAAGCAACCAUAAAAUUUUCUCUGCUCACAAACACAGACACAACACGCACACACAACCUUCCACACCAUCAUCAAUCUUCUUCACCGCCAAAUUCAAUUCUCUCUCUGAGAUACACAAGCAUGUCAAUCUCUCAUCUCUUGCCUUUCUUCUUCCUUCUCCUCGCGUUCUCAACCUUCACGUCCCCGUCAUCUUCCGCAACCGACUCCUUCAUCUUCGGCGGCUGCUCGCUGCUGAAGUUCUUGCCGGGGACGGCCUACGAGAGCAACGUGAACUCCGUUCUAACCUCUCUUGUGAACUCAGCCAUGUUCUCCAACUACAACAACUCCACCGUCCAGGGCUCCACCAUGCAGGACACCGUCUACGGCCUCUUCCAGUGCCGCGGCGACCUCGCCAACAGCGAUUGCUCUCGUUGUGUUUCCCGGGCUGUCAAUCAACUUGGCACCUUCUGCCUUGAUGCUUGCGGCGGCGCGUUGCAGCUGGACGGCUGCUUCGUCAAGUAUGAUAACGCAACAUUCCUGGGCGUGGAGGACAAGACUAUGGUGCUGAAGAAAUGUGGGCCGUCGAUGGGAUUGACUUAUGAUUCGUUGACUCCGAGAGAUGCUGUGUUGGCGAAUUUGGGAGCGUUGGAUGGGGCCUUCAGGAUUGCGAGCUCCGGGGAUGUACAGGGUAUUGCGCAGUGCGUAGGGGAUUUGAGUGCGAGCGAGUGUCAGGAUUGUCUCUCCGAUGCGAUCCAACGGCUGAGAACGGAGUGUGGGGGCGGCGCGUGGGGAGAGAUGUACCUGGCCAAAUGUUACGCGCGAUACUCAGAACGUGGGCGUCACUCGCCAGGCGGAAAUGAUGAUAGCAACAAAAAUGAUGAAGAGAUCGAGAAGACAUUGGCAAUUCUAAUUGGACUCAUUGCUGGGGUGGGUCUAAUCAUCCUCUUCAUCUCCUUCUUCUCCAAAGUGUGUGGGAAGCAAAAAGGUGGCAAAUGAAAAAAAGAUAGAGAGAGCUAGAUGUGGGGGAUACAACUACUCCAGCUUCUUCACCCUUAGUUCUCAAAGUACCACUUUUUGUUUUUGGUAAUAUUAUUUGGUAUUGCUUUUGUGAUAUUCAAAAUCCAUGCACAUUUUUGUUUGAAAAUGUUUUAAUGAAUUAAUUGUAAGUUUCCUGCA
Prosopis cineraria is the source of this 1245-nucleotide messenger RNA. RefSeq names its product plasmodesmata-located protein 6-like. The record is from RefSeq and is a predicted model, not a curated record. Gene Ontology annotation, cellular component: plasmodesma. Bases 211 to 1065 code for a protein of 284 amino acids. The transcript has 3 exons. Lineage: Eukaryota; Viridiplantae; Streptophyta; Magnoliopsida; Fabales; Fabaceae.